Microstroma glucosiphilum is the source of this 1794-nucleotide messenger RNA. RefSeq names its product CNDP dipeptidase. The coding region runs from base 5 to 1456 and encodes 483 amino acids. Gene Ontology annotation, biological process: proteolysis. The transcript has a single exon. NCBI's taxonomy places the organism in Eukaryota, Fungi, Basidiomycota, Exobasidiomycetes, Microstromatales, Microstromataceae. Gene Ontology annotation, molecular function: metallodipeptidase activity. The record is from RefSeq and is a predicted model, not a curated record.
CACCAUGUCUACUGCAGCUACCAUUGACAAGAUCUCCUCGAUCAUCGACCAGAACAAGGAUGCCCUCAUCGCUCGCCUGGCCGAGGCCGUAGAGAUCCCCUCGGUCUCCGGCUCGGCAAAGUACCGCCCCCAGGUGGUAGAGAUGGCAAAGUGGAUGGCCAAGUCUCUCGAGUCCAUUGGUUGCGAGAACAUCCAGUUCAAGGAGCUCGGAAACCAGAAGCUCGAUGGACAGGACGUCGGUCUGCCCCCCGUCGUCUUUGCCGACUACAAGUCGGGUGGAGCUGGCAAGAAGACCCUCCUCAUCUACGGACACUACGAUGUGCAGCCCGCCAACAAGUCCGAUGGAUGGAACACUGAGCCCUUCAAGCUGGUGCACGAUGAGAAGACCGGCCGUCUCUACGGUCGAGGAAGCACUGACGACAAGGGCCCCAUCAUCGGCUGGAUCAACACCAUCGAAGCCCAUCGCCAGGCUGGCAUCGAGCUCCCCGUCAACCUCAAGUUCUGCUUCGAGGGUAUGGAGGAGUCUGGCUCCGUCGGUCUGGAUGGUCUGAUUGAAAAUGAGAUUAAGAACGGCUCCUUCUUCGACGGUGUUGACGCUGCAUGCAUUUCCGACAACUACUGGCUGGGCACAAAGAAGCCCUGCAUCACUCACGGCCUGCGAGGUAUCCAGUACUUCAAGCUGUCCAUCUCUGGCCCCGGCGCUGAUCUCCACUCUGGUUUGUUCGGUGGUGUGGUUCACGAGCCCAUGUCUGACCUGUUCCAGAUCAUGUCUCGCCUGGUGACCCCCGCUGGAGAGAUUCUCAUCCCCGGUAUCAGUGAUCUGGUUAGGCCGCUGACUGACGAGGAGUUCAACCGCUAUCAGAUCAUGGACUUUACCGUCAAGGACAUGGACGACGCUACUGGCUCUUCCACUACCAUUGCCGACGACAAGGAGAAGAUCCUCAUGGCCCGUAUGCGAUACCCUUCCCUCUCCCUCCACGGUAUCGAGGGUGCCUUUUCCGAGGCCGGAACCAAGACUGUCAUUCCAGCCAAGGUCAUCGGCAAGUUCUCUCUGCGUCUUGUGCCAGACAUGACUCCCGACAAGGUUGUUGAGUUGGUGGAAAAGUACGUACAGAGCGAGUGGAAGAAGAUUGGUUCCAAGAACACUCUCAAGCUGGACGCUGAGCCUGGAGGAAAGCCUUGGUUGGCCGACCCCAACCACUGGAACUACGAGGCUGCUAUCCGUGCCACGGAGAAGAUUUACGGAGUGAAGCCCGAUCUGACCCGUGAAGGUGGUUCCAUCCCUGUAGCACUCACCAUUGCCGACAUCCUUGGCAAGAAUCUGCUCCUGCUUCCUCUGGGACGGGCUGACGAUGGAGCUCACUCGACCAAUGAGAAGAUUGAUAUCCUCAACUACAUUGAGGGUACCAAGCUCCUCGGUGCUUACCUCCACGAGGUCGCUGCUGCCACCUCGUAAGGAGAGCGAGCAGUGUUGGCGGGGCGGAAGGGGAGUGAUCGAACCUCGCUAUCUGCCCAUGAGGACGUGACCUUGUUCACCUGUUUUCCAAUCUGUAUCGACCAGCUUGCGACGUUGCAUCGGUAAUAUCAGCACAUAACGAAGAACCGAUGAGGCGAGUGUGAGAUGAUUGAGCGAUUCGCAUUCAAGGCAGGGAGACGACAUGACUGAAGAGAAGAUGAGUAUAAUACAGAAUGUGCAGGUGGUACAAGUGGGGAGUGAAUGCUGUGCGGCCAAAAAGGGAAGCAGAGGAGGUGUCAGCUUCCGGAAGCCAAUCGUCUUUGGUGGAAUUACACUGU